Odocoileus virginianus texanus is the source of this 2449-nucleotide messenger RNA. NCBI's taxonomy places the organism in Eukaryota, Metazoa, Chordata, Mammalia, Artiodactyla, Cervidae. The record is from RefSeq and is a predicted model, not a curated record.
GGAGAAAUAUUCCAAACGAUGAGUCCCUGACUCCAGCUGGGCAGCUGGACUUGUGAAGAAGGAAGGGACAGCUUUAGGUCCGUGCUGUUUUUCGUGGGCUUUCUUGCCCUGCACCUUUUUUCCUUCGCCACAUUAUGCCUCCUCCUCCCUUGUCUAAGUCUUCCCCUUUCUUUAAGGCUCAACUCAAAUCCUGCCACCUUCCUCAAAUCUUUUUUUGAUGACCCAUUUUAUUGAUCAUGCCCUCAUUAUAAUCCUUGUGAUAAUACUGGUCACUUGACACUUGGCCUUUUUACCUUCACUGUUCUAUAUUUUAUUAGACAUAAGUCCUGGUCUUCAAACUAAAUAGUUUCAGGAGGCAAUGAAGGAUGAAGCUCUACAGAUAAUUGCUGCCCAGUCAACCUUUACCACAGAUGAAAAGGAAGUCCAUGAAGACACCACCAACUGAAAUAAUGCUGUUUGAUUCCCCAGAGUGAAUUCUCAUUGAGAAGUGAUCUCUGACCAGUGAUCUUUGAUGUCAUUAUUACAAAAAGAUUAUCAUUAAGAAACUUACAGGUACCCCGAAAUGACUGAGAUUGAACAGGCAGAGGCCCAACUCUCUGAGUUAGACCUGCUGGCCAGUAUGUUCCCCGGUGAGAACGAGCUCAUUGUGAAUGACCAGCUGGCUUUGGCAGAACUGAAAGAGUGUGUUGAAAAGAGGACCAUGGAAGGACGAUCUUCAAAAGUUUACUUUACAAUCAGUAUGAACCUGGACGUAUCUGAGGAAGCAAUGGUGAUGUUUUCUCUGGCCUGUAUUCUUCCUUUUAAAUACCCUGCAGUUCUGCCUGAAAUUACUGUCAGGUCAGAAUUAUUAAGUAGAUCCGAGCAGGCUCAGCUGAACACGGAUCUGACCGCAUACCUACAAAAGAACUGUCUCGGAGAUGUCUGUAUACUGAAUGCCACAGAGUGGGUUCGAGAACAUGCUUCUGGCUACAUCAGCAAAGACGUCACCCCGUCCCCUGCUCCGGGAAGUACAGUCCAGCCGGGCGACCGCGUUCUCACAAGGCUCUGGAUCUACAGCCAUCACAUCUACAACAAAUACAAAAGAAAGAAUAUUCUCGAGUGGGCAAAGGAGCUUUCCCUCUCUGGGUUUAGCAUGCCUGGGAAACCUGGUGUUGUUUGUGUGGAAGGCCCACAGAGUGCCUGUGAAGAAUUCUGGUCAAGGCUCAGAAAAUUAAACUGGAAGAGAAUUUUAAUUCGCCAUCGAGAAGACAUUCCUUUUGAUGGUACGAGUAAGGACAUGGAGAGACAAAGAAAAUUUUCAGUCUUUGAAGAAAAAGUAUUCAGUGUUAAUGGAGCCAGAGGAAACCACAUGGACUUUGGUCAGCUGUAUCAGUUUUUGAAUGCCAAUGGAUGUGGGAAUGUUUUCCAGAUGUUGUUUGGUGUGGAAGGACAGUGAGCAGGGGAGUGGCUGAAAGCGUUUGGCCACUGUUGGUCUUUUGACUUUUUCCUCUCUUUUGCUUGAAAGAUUAAUUUGACUUUAGUCCCCCUCUAGAAUGUUAGGGAGGAAAAAGAGGAAAAGCAAUGUAGCAGAAAUGCAUCUGUUAAAAAUAUGUGAUGAUUAGAACUGAGUUUUAAUUUAUAAUCUUAAAAUUGUUGGUAGACAUUUCUUGACUUACAAGCUACCUGUUUUUAAAGAGAAGUUAAUUAUAUUAUAACGUAGGUGGUCCAUCUUGCCACCCAUCCCCGACCCCUUCCCCCUGUAUCUGUGUCCACUAAAGAACCUGGAAAAGCUAAAGGCUCACUGUCUCAGGCUCUCUGGCAGCUAGGGUGGCGGGGGGACACAGCUUUGAGCAUGGAACCUCUGGAAAAAAUUUUGCUUCCCUGAUUAAAAUGAUAGAUGCAACUAGAGCACCUCUUCCCUCUCUUCUGUCACAAACACCAAAAUGAUCACUGGAGCUGCAAUAGUCCUUGCAGCCACGAAGGAAGGAGGGGUCAAGAGAGCCACAAAGAUGCCAGUCCUCAAGCAUUUGAACCGCUGAUCCAACACUAGCCCCUGCCUAUCUCUAGACAGCUUAUUAGGAAAUAAAACCAGUUUUAUUUGUAUUUCUGUGCCUGUUACUAGCAGCUGAAAGUGAGUUCGCCAAUUAGAUUUUUUUCAGAGCAUUAGUUUUGCAGGCCAUUUGGUACAAAAACAGGUGAGAUUUUUCUUAAACAGAGUUUGCAGUUCAUCUGUAUUUUUGUACACUCACACUGUGCCCCUGCUUCUUGCCUUACCUCAGGGAAGGCUUUGAAGACUUUUUAAUAGGUCUCAAGCGUGCAUGGAAUUGGUAAUUUAGAGCAUUCGUUUUUGGCAAAUUGGAUUUUGACAAAUUUUUUUCAUCAUGCAAGUGGCUUUCUGUAAAUCUACUUUCAGCAAAUUGACCCACUCAGAUAAACACACAACCUGGUUUUUGAGAUCCUGCAUAAACCA